Anguilla anguilla (European eel) is the source of this 3314-nucleotide messenger RNA. It is a transcript of the gene dmrta2, whose product is annotated as DMRT-like family A2. Gene Ontology annotation, cellular component: nucleus. Bases 867 to 2171 code for a protein of 434 amino acids. NCBI's taxonomy places the organism in Eukaryota, Metazoa, Chordata, Actinopteri, Anguilliformes, Anguillidae. The record is from RefSeq and is a predicted model, not a curated record. Gene Ontology annotation, molecular function: RNA polymerase II cis-regulatory region sequence-specific DNA binding; DNA-binding transcription factor activity, RNA polymerase II-specific; protein binding. The transcript is spliced from 2 exons. Gene Ontology annotation, biological process: germ cell development; regulation of transcription by RNA polymerase II; sex differentiation.
GGAUCUCCUCCAGAUUUUAAACACUUGUUGUUUGAGAAAGAACUCAGGUGGACACAGUUGAAAAAAGGGACAAGCCAAUCAGAUUGCACCUUCCCCUUUUGGCCAAUGACAGGCGCCACAUUGUUGUCAAAUUUGUCUAAUGAAAACGUAGGAGCAACAAUAGAGAGAGAGAGAGAUCUGUAUCUAGUGGCAAUCAUUCGAGUUAGUUAGUGUCUCACGCUGGUGCCAGUAACAACUUCAACUCUUUUUGGUGAAAUUAAGUUAAACGGGUCUUACUAUUUUCUCAUUGAUCAGGCGACAGACCUUGGAUUUUGAUUUUUAUAGUUUGGCAUUCCAAGACUAUCUGAACUUUUCCUUCCUAACAAUCCUCGUUUUUUCCCCACUUGUUUCUCAUUUUUGGACCAAUUGUUUUGGUGAACCGUAGCAGAAUUUUAAAGGAUAAACUAUAUUACCAAAGAAGAAUUCGAUGGACAAAACACAGGCGUAUGAAGAUUCUGUAACUAACAGUAUGGGGAGGAAUGCUUGAUUUUGUAUUAAAAAAUUGUAGGUGUACACCGUACAAUAAAUCAUAGACACGAUCUCAUUCUAAAAGUUGCAGCUUAGACAACCUAUUGCGUACCAUAAGAACCCGAUGUUCCUCUUCUACAAACUCCUUCUAAAUUGCCUUCUAAAUUAAGUUUGAAUACGUACCGUAGGAUCAGAAAGGAUCUCUUGAUGAUAUAUUUAAUUUUACGUCAACGUGGCGUCAAGAAACAAAUGCGUUAAAAAUUUCUUCCGAAUUUCACACUUCAACGUACGAAGUUGAGACUGAGGGGAAGGAAGUUGUAGUUAGCUUGUUAGAAGUAUAUACAAAUAUUAAAGAGGACAUGGAUAUGAGAUCAGACAUCUCUACAGCCCCAUCAGGAUCCCAGGUCCACCCUGGAGCUGCUGCCUCCAUCCCAGUUUCUAUGGCCAGCAGCCUUCUCCGGGGUCCCCCGUUGCUCCUCCGCGCCACGGAGAAGUAUCCCCGCACUCCCAAGUGCGCUCGGUGCAGGAACCACGGUGUAGUGUCAGCGCUGAAGGGGCACAAGCGUUACUGCCGUUGGAAGGACUGCAUGUGUGCCAAGUGCACACUGAUCGCUGAAAGGCAGCGCGUGAUGGCCGCACAAGUGGCCCUGCGCAGGCAGCAGGCUCAGGAGGAGAACGAAGCGCGAGAGCUACAGCUCCUGUACGGCACAGCGGAGGGUCUAGCACUGGCGGCUGCCAAUGGUAUUAUUCCACCUCGCCAAAACUAUGAGGUCUUUGGAUCUGUGAGCAACGAAUCUAACUCUGAUGGAAACAUUCAGAAGUUUGACUUGUUUCCGAAAGCCCAAAUACCGAGGUCAGUGACCCCACAGCAAGCUCUGGGAAAGUCAGUGUCCACUGACACAGAAUCCAUGCCAGGGAUUUCGUCUCCUGAGGUGCGCCAUGGCUCUGGUUCCGAGAACGGCGACGGAGAAUCCUCGUUUGUCAGUUCUCCCAUUUCCAAAACUCUGAAAGACGGAGAAGAGACCCCGGGCUCGAUCAGCCCCUUGGGGUCCGACUCCGGGUCGGAAACGGACAAGGACGAGCAGGAGCCGUCGCCGUCCUCCGCCGCCUCCAAGCAGAUGAACGCCAUCGACAUCCUGACCCGCGUGUUCCCCAGCCACAAGCGGAGCGUCCUGGAGCUGGUCCUGCAGGGCUGCGGGAAGGACGUGGUGCAGGCCAUCGAGCAGAUCCUCAACAACAGCGGGCAGCCCAAGGCCCCCGAGGAGGCGUGGACGGCCGAGCGGAUGCUCCAGAACGUGCAGCCCCCGUCCGCCUCCGCCGCUCCCAGGCCCAUGCUGCCUGGAGCCAUGACGCUGAGCAACAGGUCGGCCUUCUCCCCGCUGCAGCCCAACGCGCCGCACUUCGGCGCCGACCCCGGCACGUACCCCCUGAGCACCCACCUGGGCCUGAACCCCCUGCGGCUCGCCUACUCGGCCCACAGCAGAGGGCUGGCCUUCAUGACUCCCUACUCUACAGCUGGCCUGAUGCCAACUCUGGGCUUCAGGCCACCGAUGGACUAUGCGUUCAGUGACCUCAUAAGGGACAGAACGAUUUUGCACAAGGACUCGGGGUACACCAGUGGAUUGUACGGACCUUUGGUGAACAAUACCCCCGAUAAGCAGUGAGGUACUUACAGUACAAUUAUUCUGUCUUAAGUUGCUACACAGGGUCAUUAUAUAGUGGUUGACGAAGGCAUGCAAAUUGAUAUGACAAUGUAUUUGUGGCCAGACGUUUCUUAAUGGCUAAUAAUGCAUCUGGCUGUGUACAGACUUUACCUGUCAGAAAUGUCUGUAAAGAAAACAUUUCAGAGGUUUGCCCAAAACCGACAAGAAAUACAAUAUCAGCAAUACGUUAACUAGCUGGAAUUGUACCGAAGUCGAUAUGCGCCCGCUAAUCACAAAAUAAGACCAACACCACCGUAAUAGGCUUUUCUGAGCAACGUCGUAAAUGCCUGAAACGCAAUGUUUAAGGUGGUUAUUUGAGAAUAGCGCGCAGCUGAAAAUUUUAAUUUAAUACAUGAUGGUGGCUCUUAAUCAUUUUAGGUAUUGUGAUAGAUUGGAUCAAAAUUAAUUUGAUUACAAGUGGACCAGUGCUGAUUCCCGGUAACCAAUGAAGCAUAAUAAAUAUACAAAAUGAAAAAAGAAAAGAAACACACUCUCAGUAUCAGUCUUGUUAUUUGUGGGAUUCCAGUUUGAUUUUAUAUUUGGAUCCAAUUCUUAAAGAUAACUUUAGAAGCGGAGGGUCACCGGAUGACCAUCCGCUGAAGUCUAGAGUUCCUCGGUGCAAUUUUGUAAUAUCUUUUAACUGUUAUUUUAAUGUUCUUUCUAUUUUAAAGUUAUUGAAUCUCUAGUUACUAAUGUCAUCAUUAUGGGGCUUAAUUCAGUAUCAGUCUUAAGUGUGACCCCAUUUUAAACAAAUUAAAGUAUUUCUAAGUUAUUUCUCUAAUGUGUAGCUGGAUUUCUUUUUGUGUUCAAUAUUAUAGCCGAAAGCCUGACAUUUCAAAUUUAACUAAUGAAGUUUAGGCAUUUCUUGUUUUGUUUUUGUGUCUUCUUGUCUCUCAACAAUAUAUUGUAUAUUGCAUUUCUAGAUAAUUAUAUUAUAUUUGUAAAUGUACCCAACAUAAUCAGCGACAAUAUAGUUCUAUUUGGUGCAACUGCAUUAUUGUCUGUGCUGAACUACGUUUUGCUUUCCUAAUGUUUUCAGCUGUACAGUCACAUUAUGUGUGGCAUUUGCUAGAAAUAAAUGUUAUUUUCUACAAAAUGAAGAGG